CUCUCUCUCUAUCUCUGCAUUUUAUCCCAACCAUGGCAGCUUUCUCUCUCAUCCUUUCUCUCACUUUAGGGUUUAUUAUCAUCUUCACCCUGCUGCUAUCAUCAUCCCUAUUACUUUCCAACAAACGACACCGUUUCAAACUCAAACAAUUCAUUGCAUCCAUCAUCCCCAACCCAAAGCUCCCUCUUCUGAGCAACACCGCCUGCCUUAUUUCCUUCUACAAGAACCGCCGCCGUUUGCUGAGCUGGUACACCGACCUCCUGUCCGAGUCAGCAACUCAGACCAUCGUCGUUCACCGCCUGUGGGCCCCACGCACCAUCGUCACCGCAAACCCAGAUAACGUGGAGUAUAUUCUCAAGACCCGCUUCUCAAACUUCCCCAAGGGGAAACCCUUCACAGAGUUGCUCGGAGAUUUUCUCGGCGUCGGGAUUUUCAACGUCGACGGCGGUCAGUGGAGCGUGCAGCGCAAGUUAGCAAGCCACGAGUUCAGCGCCAAGUCUUUGAGGGAGUUCGUGGUCAAAGUUCUUGAAGACGAAGUUUCGAAGAGGUUGAUUCCGAUUCUCGAGAACGCGGCCGAAAACGGCGGCGUGCUGGACAUGCAGGAGGUGCUGAGGAGGUUCGCUUUCGAUACUAUAUGCCACGUGUCACUCGGGAUUGAUCCUUGCUGUUUGGACUUUUCGCGGGCUCCGCCGCCGCUCGCGGCGGCGUUUGACGCCGCGUCGGAGAUUUCAGCCAUGCGCGGCGCCGCCCCGGUGUCUGCUGUGUGGAGGUUGAAGAGGGCGUUGAAUCUGGGAUCGGAGAGGGAGUUGAAGGAGGCGGUGAAGCUCGUUCGCGGCUGCGUUGACGAGAUGAUAUCGGAGAGAAUCAAGAACGGCGGUGGCGGCGGUGGCGGAAGCGGCGGUGGUGGUGAUCUUCUGUCCAGAUUUUUGGGGGCGGGGCUGGAGGAUGAGAUGGUGAGGGACAUGGUGAUAAGUUUUCUGAUGGCGGGGAGGGACACCACCUCCUCCGCCGUGACGUGGCUGCUCUGGCUUCUCUCCGGCCACCGUGGAAUCGAGAAACGGGCGGUGGAAGAAAUUGCCUCCAUCGGAGAUACUACUCAACGACAACUGGGUUUCGACGAUUUGAAGGAGAUGAAUUUCAUACAGGCGUGUCUGUGCGAAUCGAUGAGGCUUUACCCGCCGGUGGUGUGGGACUCCAAGCACGCGGCGGAGGACGACGUUCUGCCGGACGGAACUCCGGUCAGCAGAGGAGACCGGGUCACUUACUUCCAGUACGGUAUGGGGAGGAUGGAGGAGCUCUGGGGUCCAGACCGGCUCGAGUUCAGACCGGACCGGUGGCUCGAUCGGGCCGGUUCGGUGAAAAAGGUGAGCCCGUAUAAGUAUCCCGUUUUUCAGGCGGGCCCACGUGUCUGCCUUGGGAAAGAAAUGGCCUUCAUUCAAAUGAAAUAUGUGGUGGCAUCUGUCCUAAGCCGGUUCGAACUCGUGCCGGUUCGACCGGAGACGCCGGCUUUUGUUCCUCUGCUGACGGCGUAUAUGGCCGGAGGUUUUAAUGUUAGGGUUCGCCGCCGGAGGGGGCAGGAGUGAAGAUGGUGAUGUAUUGAGUAAAAAAUGGUAUAUAUGUAAUUUUAUGUUUGAUGAAUAAUGUAUUAUUUAUUGUAUUAAUAUAUUUAGAAAUGUUUACAUA
Erythranthe guttata (spotted monkey flower) is the source of this 1683-nucleotide messenger RNA. Its product is annotated as cytochrome P450 94B3. Lineage: Eukaryota; Viridiplantae; Streptophyta; Magnoliopsida; Lamiales; Phrymaceae. Gene Ontology annotation, molecular function: heme binding; oxidoreductase activity, acting on paired donors, with incorporation or reduction of molecular oxygen; iron ion binding. The record is from RefSeq and is a predicted model, not a curated record.